UGACUUAACAUUCAAACCAUUCAAACAUUAGAUUUUACGUCGCUAACAGAAAGUAGUGAUUGUUGUAUGAAAUGCCUCGACCCGUGUCCGCACAAUCACGCAAUGAGAUGCGAAUGUCGGAAAAGGCCGGAAGACAGGCCGCGCUCGCCAAAGACCCCAUCGAGAGACUGAGACUCCGGUGCCUUCAGAGGGGAGCCGCAGGAAUACUCGGUCUCGGA
Oppiella nova is the source of this 218-nucleotide messenger RNA. Lineage: Eukaryota; Metazoa; Arthropoda; Arachnida; Sarcoptiformes; Oppiidae. The record is from the annotation of a GenBank genome assembly.